AUGAGGACAUUGUCCUUUGGAUUAUAUGACUCUCCUUUCUUUCUUCAAACACAGUUUCGUUCCUUCUUCAAUUCUUUCUUCCUUUCUUCUCAGUUCUGUUCUGUUCUUUCUUUCUUUCUUUCUUUCUUUCUUUCUUUCUUAAAGAAAGAAAGCCUCUUUUUAGUUCUUUCUCUUUUUCUUUUUUACUUAUAUUCUUCCCUUCUUAAAUUCUCUACUUUUCAAGUAUCGGUCAUUUUUUUUUUAGCUUUUUUUCUCUCUUCCGUUUGUAAUUGUAUUUUUCUCACAAUUCUUUCUUUUUUUCUUUCUUUCUCUCUUUCUUUCUUUUUCGUGUUCAUGUCUUUUUACCACUCUGUUUUCUUUCUUUCUUUCUUUCUUUCUUUCUUUCUUUCUUUCUUUCUUCAGCACUUUUUUACUUCUUUUUUUAAAAAUUCUUUUUCGAUAUGCACUUCAUUUUUUCUUGAUAUCUGUCUUUUUCUAACAAUUUGUUUUCUUUCUUUUUCAUUUCUUUCUUUCAUUCUGAGAAAUGGUUUCUUUCUAUUAACUUUCUUCCUUUUUGUUUCUCUUUCUCGGAUUCUCCGAUCUAUCUAUCUAUCUAUCUAUCUAUCUAUCUAUCUAUCUAUCUAUCUAUCUAUCUAUCUAUCUCAUUCUCUUAAUAUGUAUCUCAGCCUUUUCUUUGUUUAUUUUCUGUUUUUACUUAAACAUCUCCUACUCUUUCUUUCUUUCUUUCUUUCUUUCUUUCUUUCUUUCUUUCUUUCUUUCUUUCUCGGAUUCUCCGAUCUAUCUAUCUAUCUAUCUAUCUAUCUAUCUAUCUAUCUAUCUAUCUGUAUCUCAGACUUUUCUUUCUUUCUUUCUUUCUUUCUUUCUUUCUUUCUUUCUUUCUUUCUUUCUUUGAUUCUCCGAUCUAUCAAUCUAUCUAUAUCUCAGACUUUUCUUUCUUUCUUUCUUUCUUUCUUUCUUUCUUUCUUUCUUUCUUUCUCGGAUUCUCCGAUCUAUCUAUCUAUUUUCUGUUUUUACUUAAACAUCUCCUACUCUUUCUUUCUUUCUUUCUUUCUUUCUUUCUUUCUUUCUUUCUUUGAUUCUCCGAUCUAUCUAUCUAUCUAUCUAUAUCUCAGAUUUUUCUUUCUUUCUUUCUUUCUUUCUUUCUUUCUUUCUUUCUUUCUUUCUUUCUUUCUUAAGCAACUCCCAUUUUAUUUUCAUUUUCUCCUUCUACUCUUCCAUUAUUCCUUUCUUUUUCAUUUCUUUUCUGAUCUUUAUUUUCUUUUCCCACAAUCCUUCUAUUUUAGUCAUUUCACUUCCUUUUCUACUUAUACUUCUCCCACUAAUCUUUCAUUCUUUGUCAAGCAUCCCCCUUUUUUAGCCUUAUUUUUCUCUUCUUUCUGCAACCCCCCUCAUCCAUCCAUCCUUCCGCCCUACCAUGUAAUAGCACCCCAGGAGGACCUUUCUAAUUGCUCUUCCGUGUACCAAUGCCAAUACGUGUAG
Acanthosepion pharaonis is the source of this 1479-nucleotide messenger RNA. The record is from the annotation of a GenBank genome assembly. Lineage: Eukaryota; Metazoa; Mollusca; Cephalopoda; Sepiida; Sepiidae.